AUAAAACCUUAAUUUUUGUAAGCAGUACUCCUAGCCUAACAAUACCGAGAAAUUGAAAUUCAAAAUUCUUUAAAAAGAGAAAUAAAAAGAAUCAAGUUUCCAAUUGAAUAAGAUCCGAGGGAAGUAGAAUUUGGAGAAAGACCAAACCCACUUUAGUCGAAAACUCUCCCAAGUCAACUGGGACAACUGGGUAGUAAUUAAAUCACUCAAAUUAGCUGGCAUCCAAUUAAAAGGGGAGAUUCAAAAUCCUGAGGGCUUUUGUGGGUAAUUAUGAUCUUCCUCCUUUAAUUAAAUCUAGUAUUAGUAUUUUGUUUUUGAGUUUGAAUUUUGCAUGUAUGUGGUUAUGUUCGGAUGAUUUAGUCUUGUUUUUAUAUUGAUUUUGGUGUUUUUCUUCUUCUAUUUUUUUUUCUUUGUUAAUUUAUGAAUGAUUUUAGGUCUGAGUUGAUCAAUUUGGUAAAUGUUGAGUAAUAUUCAUAUUGGGUUUUGUGAAUUUUGAGUAGAAUGAGUGUAAUUGGAUUCUUAUAGAGAAGGGAAACUAGGUUUGAUCAUAACCGGGUCGCGGUUGAUCUUGAAGAUAUGGUUAGUCUUAUAAUUAGAAUUCUCAAAUUUGGUUGAUUUUGGGUGUAAUCCAAUUUUGACCUGUGAUUUUGGUUAGAUCCUAGAAAGAGAGGAGGAAAAAGUAGGUAUUAGUCGUUCAUUUGAAUAAAAAUGGGCAUUGCAAAGCAUCCGAGAUGGAGAUUAACCCGAAUAAUGGGUUGGCUUCAGUUGUUUUUAGGAGGGCUUGUUGUAAUUGUGAGCAUUUCUAGCCUAGUUAGAUUCUAUCAUGCUGGAUUUUUCUUUCACAGUGAAGAUAUUUGCCGUCAUUUUUAUGGGGAGAAGGAUGCUUUUGAGGGGUUUGAUGUCAAGGCGUUGUCUAAUCGCAUUGAAGAAGUGCUUGAAAAGAUGGAAAAUUUACAAAACAAUCUCGAAUCCAAUGUGCAAAAGAUGGAGAAAGACAAAGAUGAUUUGGAGAAGAGUAAUAUGUCAAGGCUAGAGUUCAAGAGGUACUUGGAAGAUGAAGUGAUUCAACCUCUUUAUGAUGCUCACAUCACACUUAGACAAAUCAGAUUACCAAGAGUGAGAGGUAAUGGAAACACGACCUUUAUGGAGGAACCGUUGAUUAAUAGUUUCGUGAUUGAGGAGAUCAGAAAGUAUAUUACCCCGAAAGAGAACAAGAACGGAAAAGUUAACAUUUUCAAAACGGAGCGGAUUCACAAUACUAUAGGACAUGCUUGUGUUUUAAUGAAGAAAGAUUUAGAAAAUUACAUGGAUUAUGAUGUGGGUUCUUAUUGUAAGGAUGAUUGGAAUCUAGCUCAGAAGCUUAUGCUUCACGGGUGUGAUCCAUUGCCUAGAAGACGUUGCUUGACACGAGCCUCGAAGAUCUACCUCAAGCCAUACCCCAUUAAUCAAUCACUUUGGAAGAUUCCAGAAGGAAGAAAUGUUCGAUGGAACCUUUACAGGUGCAGGGAUUUUGAGUGUUUAUCGAACAACAAUACUGAUCGAGGCUAUACAAAAUGUACCGGAUGUUUUGAGAUGGAAAAGGAAAUGCUUAAAUGGGUCAACAAAAGCUCUCUUACUCCUGCUGAGUUUCUAAUCAGUGAUGUUUUGGGUGUUAAGCCAGGGGAAAUACGGGUAGGUAUUGACUAUAGUGUGGGUACUGGUAGUUUUGCUGCUAGGAUGAUGGAACAAAACGUUACCAUUAUUUCAACUGCACUAAACUUGGGUGCACCUUUUAGUGAAACAAUCGCACUUCGAGGUCUACUUCAUUUGUAUGUAACACCAAAUCAACGACUCCCGUUCUUUGAAAACACAAUGGACUUGAUUCAUACAACUGGUCUGUUAGAUGGGUGGAUCGAUCUGUUACUGUUGGAUUUCAUGUUAUUUGAUUGGGAUCGAAUUCUUAGACCCGGGGGUUUGUUAUGGAUAGAUAAAUUCUUCUGUAAUAGAAAAGAUUUGGAUGAUUAUAUGUACAUGUUCUUGCAAUUCAGGUACAAGAAGCAUAAGUGGGUUGUGACGCCUAAGUCAAAAGACGAGGUUUAUCUCUCUGCUUUGCUAGAAAAGCCUCCUAGGUCGUUGUGACUUUAUUGCUUCAUUCUCAUUUUGUUCAGUAAAAUAUUACUAUUGUAGUUUUGCAAGAAUUAUGGUCAUGUAUUCAACAGUUUGUGUGUAUAAUGUUGUCCCUUUUCCUUAAUUAAUAUUUCAGUUUGUUUCUUUUCUGAA
Messenger RNA from Spinacia oleracea (spinach), 2259 nucleotides. Its product is annotated as probable methyltransferase At1g29790. The transcript is spliced from 2 exons. NCBI's taxonomy places the organism in Eukaryota, Viridiplantae, Streptophyta, Magnoliopsida, Caryophyllales, Amaranthaceae. The record is from RefSeq and is a predicted model, not a curated record. Gene Ontology annotation, molecular function: methyltransferase activity. The coding region runs from base 709 to 2118 and encodes 469 amino acids.